Molecule: messenger RNA, 800 nt
Organism: Medicago truncatula (barrel medic)
Lineage: Eukaryota; Viridiplantae; Streptophyta; Magnoliopsida; Fabales; Fabaceae
Exons: 3
Coding region: 41-442 (133 amino acids)
Biological process (GO): translation
Cellular component (GO): mitochondrial large ribosomal subunit; ribosome
Molecular function (GO): structural constituent of ribosome
Source: RefSeq, a predicted model, not a curated record
UAGGGUUUACGAAUCACUCUGAGCAAACCCAAUCGGGAAAAUGGCUUCAAAAUCGCUUCUGAGAAAUGGUGCUGCAUUGUUGAAUCGAUUAUCACUAUCAAAUUCAAAAUCACUUAUUAAUUACAAUAAUCCUCAACCUUAUCUUUUCCCAUCCAUAUCCAAGCUCCAGAAUUUUCCUCAAGACGACGCUGAAUCAGUGAAGAAGCUUCUUUGCUCUGAUGGGUUUCUCUACCCUUGUGGCCUCCCUUCUCUUCGCUUCUUCUUACCCGAUGGGGAUUCUUCAUCAGAUGAACCAAUGAUUUUAUUCCCAAAAAGGACAUUUCAACCUAGCACUAUCCGGCGGAAGAGGAAUCAUGGGUUUUUUGCUCGGAAGGCAACCAGGGGUGGCAGAAGGGUAAUUGCUCGAAGAGUAGCAAAGGGUCGGUUUAGGAUCACAGCUUAGUUUAUUGACUUCAGAGGUAACGAUUCGACGUAGCCACUUUUGUUCAUUUCAUGAUAAGACUAGGUGGAAUAGAGAAAAAGAGGGUUCUGAGAAAAGUCUGCUAUGACCGUAUUUGCAUGCAAGUAUUGUGUAUGGGAUAUGGAUGUUAUGAUUCCGUUUGUUGCCUUUUUGGCGUUGCCGUCAACUGCAAUAAUAUGUAACUCUUACUGUUUUAUGUCCAAGACUGCUUAAUGAUAUAGGGUGUGAUUGAUUUACUAAGUUUGAAGUGGAGAGAAUGGAAUUUCUUUGUUUAAGCCAUGUCCAAUGUUAGUUCUUAUAUAUUAGUAGUUUUAUUAGAGGUAAGAACUGGUUCAUACAA